Messenger RNA from Vigna unguiculata (cowpea), 1252 nucleotides. RefSeq lists its product as uncharacterized. Gene Ontology annotation, molecular function: ER lumen protein retrieval receptor activity. NCBI's taxonomy places the organism in Eukaryota, Viridiplantae, Streptophyta, Magnoliopsida, Fabales, Fabaceae. Gene Ontology annotation, biological process: protein retention in ER lumen. The record is from RefSeq and is a predicted model, not a curated record. Gene Ontology annotation, cellular component: membrane.
GGUGGGUGUUUCUUAUGAAAUUGUUUUGAGUGGAAACUUUUGGAUUGGAGAGAGAAAAGAAAACAAAGAGAAAGAAAUAUCGAUCCAUUUGUUUUGUCUCGAGUCUCCGUUGUGGCAUUGGGCUAUUGUUUACUCUGUUUGUUCCAAUCCAACGUUGGUUGUAGUUUAGGCGUGCGUGCGUGCGUGUGUGUUGGGUGUCCAAAAAGUUGAAUCAGCGACCCCAUGAGACCUCAGAGAACGUCGAUCUACGCCGUCACGUCAUGGGUGAGGCGACAACCCCCAAAGGUGAAGGCUUUUCUCGCCGUCGUUUCCGGCAUGGCGGCUCUUGUCCUCCUCCGCUUUAUCGUCCACGAUCACGACAAUCUCUUUGUUGCUGCUGAGGCUGUCCACUCCCUGGGAAUUUCCGUCCUCAUCUAUAAGCUCAUGAAGGAGAAGACUUGUGCUGGGUUAUCACUUAAAUCCCAGGAAUUAACAGCUAUAUUUUUAGCUGUUAGGCUUUACUGCAGUUUUGUCAUGGAAUAUGAUAUCCACACCAUACUUGAUUUCGCUACUUUCAUAACCACACUGUGGGUUAUAUAUAUGAUUCGUUUUAAGCUGAAGGCUAGUUACAUGGAGGAGAAGGAUAACUUUGCAAUAUACUAUGUGGUGGUCCCUUGUGCUGUGUUAGCAUUGCUUAUUCAUCCAUCAACUUCUCAUCAUUUAUUAAACAGGAUUUCCUGGGCAUUCUGCGUAUAUCUGGAAGCUGUCUCAGUCCUGCCCCAGCUGCGGGUCAUGCAGAACACCAAGAUUGUUGAGCCAUUCACAGCCCAUUACGUAUUUGCACUGGGUGUUGCAAGAUUCUUGAGCUGUGCACAUUGGGUUCUUCAGGUAUUAGAUAGCCGAGGGCAUUUGUUGGUAGCCUUAGGGUAUGGUUUAUGGCCAUCAAUGGUUCUUAUCUCAGAAAUUGUCCAGACCUUCAUCUUGGCAGAUUUCUGUUACUAUUAUGUCAAAAGUGUUUUCGGGGGACAGCUUGUUCUACGUCUACCCUCUGGAGUGGUGUGAUUGAAGAUAUGCUUUGGUGUGAGCUGUCUGUCACACUUAUUUUAACAUAAUCAGGCAUUAUGGUCGGUUACCCUUGUUAGAGUACAUUUUGUGUUGGCUCACUUGUUUGGUUCUUUGGUGGAGUGUAAAGUUGGGGAUGAAAGAAAACCAAGUAUAUUUAUUUUAAGUUACUACGGUUAUUUAUAGUUGGAAGUGCUUUACACAAAGUCUA